Messenger RNA from Indicator indicator, 2865 nucleotides. Its product is annotated as mesothelin-like. The record is from RefSeq and is a predicted model, not a curated record. Gene Ontology annotation, biological process: cell-matrix adhesion. The coding region runs from base 1 to 2865 and encodes 954 amino acids. Gene Ontology annotation, cellular component: cell surface. The transcript is spliced from 22 exons. Lineage: Eukaryota; Metazoa; Chordata; Aves; Piciformes; Indicatoridae.
AUGGCGGCCGCGCCGCCGCCAAGCGCGGCAGCCGGGGAGGAGGGCGGGGCCACAGCGUGUCGUGCAAAGGGCCGCGCCCCCACGUGUCGUAAAAGGAGCUGCGCCACACCACCGCAAAGCGUGGCAGUCGCUGCCCUCAGUGGCAUCUAUCCUGACCUCCCAGUGGAAGAGCAGAGGAACCUUUAUGCUGCCAUCAAAUACUAUCUCCUCCAGGAUGGAUCAAACCAGAAAUGCUACAAUGCAGCCAUUCCAGGUCUGAAUUCCACUGCUUGGUUUAAAAACUACCUUGGAUCCUUUUUGGAGCAUGCUACUGUUGGAGACCUGCAGCUUUUUGCUGAUGAACCAACAACAGCUGUGUAUUACACCUCCCUGCUGACCUCUGCACCUGAUUUCCCCUUGGCCAGUCUUCCAGACAGAUUUGUUUGCUACCUGAGCCCCUCAGCAGUGAGCAACCUGAGCAGAGAUGAGGCUUUGAGCUUGGCCCAGAGGAUCACUAAGAACUGCCCAUGGAACCUGACACACAGAGGUGUGACUAGAGAGAGAGCUCCUUCCCCCCUGAGCAGGGAGGAGCUGCAGGUUGCAUCCUCUUUGGUGAGGAAGUUUGAGCAUCUUCCUCCCGUGGUGCUGCGUGCCUUGGGCCAGGCUGCAGUUGGCCUCUCCAUCUCUCACAUUCAGAACAGCAUCAGUGCCCCAGACCUUGGAGCAGCUCUCCCUGCCCUGGCUGAAGUUCGUGGCUGGACUGCUGAGCAGGCCAGCACCAUUAUCAACAAACUGCUCAGCUCUGGCUAUCAGAUCUCAGAUGGGCAGAGCCUGGCAGAGCUGGGCAGCUUGCUGCCUGGCCUCAGCACCACCACGCUUCGGAGUCUGCCUCCAGAAGUCAUCUUGGAAGCCAUUCAGUUGCCCAGGUUUGUUCAGCACGUGGAGGCCCUGCCCCCUGCUCUGAAGAUGAUCCUUGUGGAAAAGAUUUCCUCCAGUGUAAGCCACCCUGCUGAGCUGGUUGGAUGGAUCCCUGAUGCUCUGGCCAGGUACAUUCCAAAGUCAUUGCUUGUUUUUGGGGAGGAGGAGCCCAACCUCCAGGAGCUCAACAGCAAGACCUGGACCCGAGAGCAGGCUGCCAUGUUCUUCAGUGAUGUGAUAAGGACAGAGCCUGACUUCAACAGGCUGUCCCAGUCAGUCCUCCAGGGCUUCACCUGUGCAGCUGCCAAUGAGACCCGAGCAGAAAGAUUUCAGGAGCUGGCCAAAGUGAUGAAGAAGAAGGAGGUCAAGCUAGGAGAAGACCAGCUGAGCUGCUUGGUGAAGGUGGUGACACUGCAGGGGAUUCCCAAGGAUUUGGACAGCUACCCUAAGGAGCUGCUGCUGUUUUUAAGUCCUUCAGACUAUGCAGCCACAGGAAGCUGCAUGCAGUUCUUUGCUAAUGUUGGGGAAGCCAACCUGGAUGUUCUGCCAAGAGACUCAUCUCAGAGGACGGAGCUGCUCUUGGAGGCUUUGGCAUGUCUGAAAGUUCAGGGCAGCCAAGUGAGUGAGGAGGAUGCAGAGGUUCUGGGCCAUCUGAUCUGUGACCUGGGUGGGCAAUACAUCAGAAGUUCUGCUGGGAGCCUGCUGAAGCACUUGAGCCACUGUGAUUCUUUCCUGCCUGAGCAAGAAGAGGCUAUCAGGAGUGUCAUCAGCAGUGGCAACACCACGUUUGGUCCUCCUGUAGUGUGGUCAGCUCUUACCUUGAAUGAGCUCAGUGGCUUGAUUCCUGUGUUUGAUCACAGCAUCUUGCAGAGGAUCCCCAAGGAUGCUUUAACUCUUUGGCUGAAGAACUUUGCCCAGGAUUCUCCUCUGUCAAGGGAAGAGCUGGGCAGCAUUGCUGAAGAGCUCCUGCCCACCAGGCACAGACGAGCAGAUGCAGGUUGCCCACCUGGGAAGGAGAUAACUGAGGAGGUCCUUAAUGAUAACACCAUGAACAUUUACUACAGCCCUGCAGAGCUGCAUGCCUGCCUAAGGAACAUCUCUCUGGAGAACUACCUCACCCAGAUCCUGGCCUACCCCUUCAGUGACCCUCAGUUAGCUGCCAUGAAGCAGCAUCUGGAUGAGACAUAUCCUGAUGGCUAUCCUGCAAGCCUGUUCCCCAAGCUGGGCUUCCUCAUUUCUUUUGUCACUCCUGAGGAGAUUUCCAAGUGGAACAUCACUUCAGCUGAUGCUCUGGCUGGCAUCCUGGGAAAUCAGCCCCCUGAGGAGCAGGCUUCCGCAGUCAUCCAACGCUACCUGGCCUUGGGCAAUGCCCUGGAUGCCACUGCUCUGAAUGCCAUUGGUACCACCUACAUCUGCCUUCUGGAUGGGGCUGAGCUCAACAGGAUAGACCCCAGCAGCCUGAAACUGGCGUCUCUCAACCCUUCAGCCUGCUCAGAGACUACAAAGGACAUUUUAUAUGCUAAAGCCAAAAGGGCUUUCUCUGGCCAGCCUUUCCCUGCUUACUAUGAACUCAUUGGACCCUACCUUGGGGGUGCUCCUGCAGUGGAUCUCCGAGCCCUGAGCACGAAGAAGCUGAACAUGAACAUCAGCACUCUGAUGAAUCUAAGAAGAGACUCCCUGCUGAGCCUGACACCUUCUGAGGUCCAGGGCCUGCUGGGGAUCAACCUUCCUGACCUGAAGCAGUGGCAGUACAGAGCUCCCAUCUGGCAGUGGGUGCAGAGGCAGAAGCAGGCAGAGCUGGAUCAGCUGCACAUUGGCCUCACUGGGGGCACACAGGAAGGUUACAUCAACCUUGCCAUACCCAAAUCUCAGUUACCAUCCUCAGCCUCUCUGGGUGCUGUGCCCAUGACAUUCCACCUCCUGCCUGCUCUGCUUAGCAGUUGCCUGCUGAUGUCCAUCUUGUCAUGA